GGCACCUGUGCGGCAGGCGGGGCAGAGACUGAGGCGGCGCUGGGUGCGGUGCGGCCCGGCCCGUCCGGUCCGUCCGUCCUUCGGCGGCUGAGUCCCGGCGCUGGCGAGGCUGAGGCUCUACAGGUUACCAGCGCGGAACAGAGCCGCGCCCGGCUGUUCCCAUGGCCGGCCUCGGUCCCACCGCCGAGCAGGGCUACAUCCGCACCGUUCUGGGCCAGCAGAUUCUGGGGGAGCUGGACAGCUCCAGCCUGGCGCUGCCCUCUGAGGCUAGGCUUAAGCUUUCGGGUGGCCGGGCAGGGGAGGAGAAGGCGCUGCGGAUCCAACAGCAGGUCCAGCAGACGCUGGCCAGGAAGAGCCGGGGCUCGCUGCACAACGGCAGUUUGCACCGUGCAGCCAGUGUUCCAGAGCGUGUCUAUAACAUGGGGAUUACUGAAAAUGAUUUUGCACCAAGAACUCCCUAUACUUUCUCAUCUUACCAGACUGAACAGGUGACUUCACCAUCCUCUUACACAAAUGGCUGGGGGACAAGGAUUACCUACAAGGCAAUGGAAGAGAGAGCUCAAAGGCAGCCUCUGAAGAGACUAGAGGUUUCACCACAACAAAGUCCUGAAAGAUUGACAUAUGUAUCCAACAAUUUUCAAUAUGAUAGAGGGAUAUCAACUGGAUUCUCCAUGAGGCAUGGAGAUAGCAGAUGCAAUGGGACUGUCCCACCAAGAUAUGCUCGGUCUGAGAUUGUUGGUUACACUCUCCGUGAUUCAGUGAACAGGGGACGCUCCUAUAAGAGACAGUCCCAGAUGGGGGCUAAUAAUGAUGUCAUCCUUGAUGGUAUCUACCCCAACCCUGCUGUACCUCUGUACCAUCAAGCAGGCAACAGUCGUAGCAUGACCAACCUUUUGGAGAAGGAGAACUAUCUGACAUCAGGCAGUGCGAUGGGACAAGUGAGAUCGCCAGUUGCUUCCCAUUUGGAGUCUCAGAACAGGCAAUCUUUAAGGUCCAGCUGGUACCAAACUACAUUGAGAAGCACACAGACCAGGAGGGACGCUUCCAAAAAAGCUUCAAUAACCAGUGUCACUGCAGAAACAGAUGGGAAGAGGAUGCCAUUGACAGCUGCUGUGGCAGCAGCAGGGAGAAAUGGUUUCCUGCACAGUGAACAAGUCACCGUCAAUGGAUCUCAGCUAGGGAGCCUAGAAGGGGAGAUGACUCUGGAACGUGCAGUGAACAUACUGAGGAGUGAAAAUACACAGUCUACACCUAGGAUUCUUGCUGCUGUGACUUUCAUACAGCACGAGUGCUUCCAGAAAGCAGAUGCUAGAAGAAAAGUUUUCUCACUUGGUGGUAUCCCCAAACUUUUACAGCUUCUUGAUGUUCAGAACGAGGACAUUCAGCGGGCAGCAUGUGGUGCUCUCAGAAACUUGGUGUUUGAGGACAACGACAACAAACUGGAAGUGUCAGAGCAGAAAGGGAUCCCUCUCUUGCUCCACUUACUCCGACACACCAGGGAUGUGGAGACUAAAAAGCAAAUAACAGGUUUGCUGUGGAAUUUGUCCUCCAAUGACCAGCUGAAGCACGUGUUGAUCAGAGAAGCCCUGCAGACACUCACUGAAGCUGUUCUCAUCCCUUACUCGGGCUGGCCAGAUCGAGAUUAUGCAAAGUCAAGUGCUUUACCUGACCCUGAUAUCUUCUACAAUGCCACAGGAUGCUUGAGAAACAUGAGCUCUGCUGGCCCAGAAGGAAGAAAAAAGAUGAGAGAAUGUGUUGGCUUGAUUGAUUCUCUUGUGUAUUAUAUUCAAGGAGCUAUUGCAGACCACGAGCCUAAUGACAAGGCCACAGAGAACUGUGUGUGCAUUCUUCACAAUCUUUCCUACCAGUUAGAGAUAGAACUCCCUGAGAGCUAUGCCCAGAGCAUAUAUAUGCAAAGAAGAAAUACUUCUAGCAGUGAUAAAACACCAGGCUGUUUUGGAACACGGAGCAGAAAAGUAAAAGAGAAGCAACAGGACAUUCCACUGCCUGAAGAAAAGAGCAAUCCCAGAGGUGUUGAAUCGCUCUGGCAUUCCACACUGAUUAGGAUAUAUCUCUCCUUAAUAGCAAAGAGUACCAGAAACUAUACCCAGGAAGCAUCCCUGGGAGCUCUUCAGAACCUCACAGCAGGCACUGGACCAAUGCCGUUUGCCGUGGCCCGGACUGUUGUUCAGAAGGCAAAUGGCCUUCCAGGUAUUCGAGCUAUGCUGCAUGCAAGCCACCUGACAGUAAAGAAGACAGCUGUCUCACUGCUCAGGAACCUGUCUCGCAACACCUCUCUGCAAAGUGAUAUAGCUAGAGAAGUUUUGCCCGACUUGGUCUCAAUACUUCCCGAGUCUAUCCCAGGGUCUGAUAUCGUCUGUGAAACCACAGCGUCCAUCUGCUACACCUUGUACAAUUUGACACAGAGCAGUUCACACAAUGCACGACUUCUUCUGAGUGCUGAUGGCUUACCAAAGAUUAUUGCCAUCAGCAUGAAUGACAGUAACAUGUUCAGCAAGGCUAGCAGGGCCGCUUCAGUCCUCCUCUACUCCUUGUGGUCACAUACUGAUCUCCACAGCGCUUACAAAAAGGCUGACUUUAAGAAGGCGGAUUUCAUCAACACCCGAACCACAAAAGCCUAUAACUCACUAAAAGAUUGA
Indicator indicator is the source of this 2660-nucleotide messenger RNA. It is a transcript of the gene PKP2, whose product is annotated as plakophilin 2. The transcript is spliced from 13 exons. The coding region runs from base 162 to 2660 and encodes 832 amino acids. Gene Ontology annotation, cellular component: nucleus; cytoplasm; intermediate filament. Gene Ontology annotation, biological process: protein localization to plasma membrane; heart development; cell-cell adhesion. The record is from RefSeq and is a predicted model, not a curated record. NCBI's taxonomy places the organism in Eukaryota, Metazoa, Chordata, Aves, Piciformes, Indicatoridae. Gene Ontology annotation, molecular function: cadherin binding; intermediate filament binding; alpha-catenin binding.